AGGACUGGAAGCCUGCAUUCCCCAGUACACCUGGAUCUGCACACUCACAGAAAGUCUAUACGAUCUCAUCCCUCUCCACCCUGUUUCAAGUUGGCCCCAUCAAGGUGGUCAUUGGUACCCACGCAGAUGAUGGGGUAGAAACCCAACUCUCUCUGGAGCUAGCCAAGGGGCCAGUGGCUGUUUUAUUCAACAAUUUCUAGAAGGAAAGAGUGGCUUUUCCAAGAUGAAAAGGAGGGCUGAGAAGGGAGAGAGUCCCUAGCUGAUGCUAUUUAAAUUUCUCUGAUUGUAUCUUAUGAAUUCUCUAAGGUCUGGCUGGGACUUUCUCACUCCAUGGGGCAAUAACCUUCAGGAUGUUGCUUUGUUGUAGGCACUUGGAGCUUGUUGCAUGAGUAGAUCAAGGGCUGAGAAAGUGAGAAGCUGAGUGAAUGGGGAAGAGUCAUGAGCUCAGACAGUGGGUGUCCACCCAGCUGACGUGAUGAGACUCCACAGCCUCAUCCUGCUCUCCUUCCUUCUCCUGGCUACUCAGGCGUUCUCAGAAAAGGUCAGAAAGAGAGCCAAGAACGCACCACACAGCACAGCGGAGGAGGGGGUAGAGGGUUCAGCUCCCUCGUUAGGGAAGGCCCAGAAUAAGCAGAGAAGCAGGACAUCUAAAUCUCUGACGCAUGGCAAGUUUGUCACCAAAGACCAAGCCACAUGCAGAUGGGCUGUGACUGAGGAGGAGCAGGGCAUCAGCCUGAAGGUCCAGUGCACACAAGCCGAUCAGGAGUUUUCUUGUGUUUUUGCUGGUGACCCAACUGACUGCCUUAAACACGACAAAGACCAGAUCUACUGGAAACAGGUUGCCCGCACGCUGCGCAAACAGAAAAAUAUCUGCAGGAACGCCAAGAGUGUCUUGAAGACCAGAGUGUGCAGAAAGAGAUUUCCAGAGUCUAACCUCAAGCUGGUGAACCCCAACGCACGUGGAAACACGAAGCCCAGGAAGGAGAAAGCAGAGGUCUCCGCAAGGGAGCACAACAAGGUCCAAGAAGCUGUCUCCACGGAGCCAAACAGGGUCAAAGAAGACAUCACACUCAAUCCAGCUGCGACCCAGACCAUGGCCAUUAGAGAUCCAGAGUGUCUAGAGGAUCCAGAUGUGCUCAACCAGAGGAAGACCGCCCUGGAGUUCUGUGGGGAAUCUUGGAGCUCCAUUUGCACAUUCUUCCUCAACAUGUUACAGGCGACAUCAUGCUAAUGAAGUCAGAGGGAGCAGCCUGAGACAUGUGGUAUCAGAGCCCCACUGUCUGCUGGAAACUUCCCGAGUUCCCCACAAGAUACAUUUCUAAUAUGGGAACAAAAUGAAGUAUUUAAACAGAUUUUGUAAAUUUUGUUUUUGUGUUUUAGAAUUUGCUUUUUUUUUUCCACAUCCUUGGAUAUGCUUUUCAGGGACGCUUUACCUCAGCGUAUUCUUCCAUGGACCACAAACCUAGGUGCAUAUAAGUAGUGGAUCAAUGCAUGUGAUAAUAUGCAAGCAAGGAAUUGUUGGCUGUAUUUACCAGGAUAAUAAAGUUCUGGGCAUUCUCAGAAA
Mus musculus (house mouse) is the source of this 1564-nucleotide messenger RNA. RefSeq names its product fibroblast growth factor binding protein 1 (gene Fgfbp1). The record is from RefSeq and is marked validated. Gene Ontology annotation, cellular component: plasma membrane; extracellular region. Lineage: Eukaryota; Metazoa; Chordata; Mammalia; Rodentia; Muridae. Gene Ontology annotation, biological process: positive regulation of blood vessel endothelial cell proliferation involved in sprouting angiogenesis; positive regulation of cell migration involved in sprouting angiogenesis. The coding region runs from base 476 to 1231 and encodes 251 amino acids. The transcript is spliced from 4 exons.